Sorex araneus (European shrew) is the source of this 1976-nucleotide messenger RNA. It is a transcript of the gene DCP1B, whose product is annotated as decapping mRNA 1B. Bases 25 to 1842 code for a protein of 605 amino acids. Gene Ontology annotation, biological process: positive regulation of catalytic activity; deadenylation-independent decapping of nuclear-transcribed mRNA; deadenylation-dependent decapping of nuclear-transcribed mRNA. Lineage: Eukaryota; Metazoa; Chordata; Mammalia; Eulipotyphla; Soricidae. Gene Ontology annotation, molecular function: enzyme activator activity; mRNA binding. The record is from RefSeq and is a predicted model, not a curated record. Gene Ontology annotation, cellular component: P-body. The transcript is spliced from 10 exons.
GUGGAGGCGGCGGAGGGCGGGAAGAUGGCGGCGGCGGGCGGCCCGCUGGGGAAGGGGCGCGACAUCAGCCUGGCGGCCCUGCAGCGCCACGACCCCUAUAUCAACCGCAUCGUGGACGUGGCGAGCCAGGUGGCCCUGUACACUUUCGGCCACCGCGCCAACGAGUGGGAGAAAACUGAUGUGGAAGGAACCUUAUUUGUUUAUACAAGGUCUGCUUCUCCAAAGCAUGGGUUCACCAUUAUGAACAGGCUGAGCAUGGAGAAUAGAACGGAACCCAUUACAAAAGACCUGGAUUUCCAGCUUCAGGACCCUUUUCUUCUCUACAGAAAUGCCAGAUUGUCCAUUUACGGAAUUUGGUUUUAUGAUAAGGAAGAAUGCCAAAGAAUUGCAGAGCUUAUGAAAAACCUAACUCAGCACGAGCAGUUGAAAGCCCACCAGAGUGCUGGAGCGGGAGUCUCCCCGGUGGUCCUCAGCUCAGGAGAGGGCAAGGAAGUCGAUAUCUUACGGAUGCUCACCAAGGCCAAAGAUGAGUACACCAAGUGUAAAACCUGUUCUGAGCCAAAACAGAUAACCAGUUCAUCUGCCAUCUAUGACAACCCCAAUCUCAUCAAACCAAUUCCGGUGAAGCCCAGUGAAAACCAGCAGCAUCGCAUACCUCAGGCCAGCCAGACCUUUGACCCUGAACCCCAACACUUGUCCUUGACAGCUCUCUUUGGGAAGCAGGACAAAGCUGUGUGUCAGGAGAUCCCGGGGCGUCCCCCGACCCUCCAGCAGCAGCAGCAAGAGAAGCUGGUGAUGAGGCAGGGGGUGGUCCGCGCCCUGUCCUACGAGGAGCCUGGGAGACACUCGCCCCCCCUGGAGAAGCAGCUCUGUCCCGCCAUUCAGAAACUCAUGGUCCGGAGCACAGACCUCCACCCGUUGUCCGAGCUCUCCAGAAAUGGCCACCUCCCCCCUGCUGUGGACGGGGUCCCUGGGUCGCGGCAGCCAGAGUCUCCCCGGCACCUUGGGACUUGCCAGGUGCCCAGCGCUUCCCGAACUCAGCACCUGGCAGAGAGGCUGCAGCGUUCCCCGGGGGCACCAACUAAGCAGACGCCUUGCCCCCGGGCCCCCGCCGGGCUCUGCAGAACCCUGCACUCUGCUUCCAGUGCCGCCCCAGAGAAGGCACGGGCACCGUCGCAGCUGCUGUGUCUCCGCGGCGCCUUCCCGCUGCCAGCGGCGGCGCACGGGCAGGCCCACGGGCAGGAACCGUGCGCAGGACAGAGCUUCCAGCUCACCGGCAGCCAGGCCGGCGGCCCCGGGGUGGUCUCCCCCCGGGAGCUGCUGAGAAAGCUCCAGAUGGUGCAGCAGGAGCAACAGCUCCACGCGCCCCCCCGGCCUGCCCUGGCAGCCAAGUUCCCCACGGCCGCUCACGCCUCGACAGCAGGAAAACCCUUGGAGCCCUGGAUGGACAGGACACCCGGCACGGAACAGCAGGCGCCGCUCUCUCAGGAUCGGACACCAGGAGAAUUGGGGGUCAUCUCGCCUCAGCGGGGCCCUGCUGCGGCCGCGCCUUCUCUGCUCAUGUCCCCCAUGGUGUUCACGCACGGCCCCGCUGGCCCGCUGAAGGAAAGGAGCAACGGCCUCCUGCCCCUGGGGAGCCAGGACCUUGUGGCCGCCCCCGCUGGCCUGCUCCUGCCCCUGCACGGCCCGGAGCCCGCGCUGGUCCCCGGCAGCGCCCUGACCAAGCGCCAGCUGCAGGAGGCGCUGCUGGACCUCAUCCAGAACGAUGACAACUUCCUAAAUAUAAUCUACGAAGCUUAUCUCCUCAGCAUGACACAAGCUGCCGUGAAAAAGCCGCUGUGACAGCAGCUCCACCGUGCCGCGCCAGCUCCUUCCAGUCGAGGCUCGUUCGUGGCCUGGUGGUGCCGCCUGAAUGUUUCUCCUUUUUGUAAAAUGGGUGUAAAACAUAAAGUAAAAUAUUUCUGACCUUUUUCUCA